AAUAAAGGUCUUGGUCUAAAAACAUUGGUUUCACAUUAUAGAUGAACAAAUUGAGAGCAAAUUUUCCUAUAGUGAAUUACAAAAUUUCAAUAUACCAAAAUCAAAAAGUAACACAUGAUUCACUAGUUAAACUUAGCAUAUAUGAACUAAUUACAAGCAAUAUCUCUAUAAAUUUGUACAUAUUCCUAGUUCUUUUUUUCAACCUAAAGAUCAAUACUUGUGCUCUACCACAGUGCAUGCAGCACACUUCAGCCUAUAUAAAGUUAGUUUUAAUUUAUCACAUGCAUCUGCAAUCACUCCCCAUAGGCCCUGUACAUAAGAAGGAUGUAAUGAAGGCUAGUGUUAUACUUGAGAAGAAAAAGGAAUAUGCCACAAUCUUGGCCUUUGAUGUUAAAGUGACGCCAGAGGCUCAGGAACUUGCGGAUGAAGUUGGUGUCAAGAUAUUCAUUGCUGAUAUCAUUUAUCACCUGUUUGAUCAGUUUAAGGCCUACAUUGACAAUCUCAAGGAAGAAAAGAAGAAGGAAGCUUCUGAAGAGGUGGUCUUCCCAUGUAUUCUCAAGAUUAUGCCAAACUGUGUUUUUAACAAGAAAGAUUCCAUCAUUUUGGGGGUUGAUGUUCUUGAAGGCAUUGCUAAGGUAUUGAAUCAUCAUGAUGAUCAUCAUUAUUACUUCGUUAUUUGUUUGACAUUUUAGAUUUGCAGCUAAGUCAUGUAAUUGGAAAGCCUAGAUUUGGAACAAAUAUCCUGGUGAGAUGCUGAUUCCUAGUUAUCCAUUCUUUGUUGUGAGAUGUGCUUGCAUUGCGUUGCUUGUAUAGGUGGACUCCUCUGGACCUGAUGAAUGUUUAAUUUGUUUUGUAAUUGUUUUGAACGAAAUUGCUGGGUUUUGAGAAAAUUGAAGAGUACUGAUGGGUUUUCAUUAAAAUAAUGUGUAAUGAGAUCCCUCGAUGCAGUUGAUUAUGCAACAAUCAUGAAUUAUACUUUGAAAGUUAGUCAUAUUAUGAUUUAUCUUUAUAUACUUUUUUCAGUUUGUUAAACACUUGAUUCCUCCUAAUUCACUUGCUUGGGACUGUUUGAUAACCUAAUUCAACACAAAACUGAAUCAAUUUAGUGAAAAUCUAUGUUACCUUAACUCUUCUAAAUAUAUGAAGUGCCUGUUUCAGAAACUUGACAUGUGUCCGACAUGUAUGGUUGGACAUUCAAGUUAUUCAACUAGCAAGUAUAUUUAGUAACUUGAGUUUAUCAUUAAACAAGCAUAAAUCCCUAUAUUAUGCAUGAAAUGCCCUAUGGCACCUGGAAAACAUCAUUUCAUCUUAGAAAAUUCUAAUUCUAAUUUACAUUUUUUUUGACAUGGGAAAAGUUACAGUUUCUCAAUAUUGUUGAAGUGUUUAUUUAUCUCCUCCCUUGUAAAUAUAGCAGCUAUGUUGCCUUGGCUUUGACAUUUCUAUUGCACUAAAAGAUCAGUUACUUUAUAUGUAAAAUCAUUUGGAAGCUGUUGCAUAUGAUAUGCUAGUAACAUUUUCAAUUAUACCUCCAAAUUUAAAACAAAG
Molecule: messenger RNA, 1545 nt
Organism: Camellia sinensis
Lineage: Eukaryota; Viridiplantae; Streptophyta; Magnoliopsida; Ericales; Theaceae
Source: RefSeq, a predicted model, not a curated record